AUGCCGCCUCAGAGGGUUCUAGUUCUAGUCUGUCAUUAUCUGACAUUAGCUGUGGGUUAUUCUUUUCCUUUAGAUACCAACUUUGUGUUGGCGAACUACAAAACAGAGCAAUGCACCAAGCCUCCACGUCUGUGCAGACAGGGCUAUGCCUGCCCUCAUUACCACAACAGCAGAGACAGACGGAGAAACCCGCGGAAGUUUAAGUACCGGUCAACGCCUUGCCCCAGUGUGAAGCAUGGGGAUGAAUGGGGAGAGCCAUCAAAGUGUGAAAGCAGUGAUCACUGCCAGUAUUGUCACUCCCGCACUGAACAACAGUUCCAUCCAGAGAUUUAUAAAUCAACAAAGUGCAAUGACAUGAAGCAAACUGGAUACUGUCCUAGAGGACCAUUCUGUGCUUUUGCACAUGUGGAAAGAAUUCCCUUGAGUGAGGACACCAUGGCCUCCCUGCUGACCAGCAUGCAGCCAAGAUCCCAUUCAAAGUUUGGCUCACCGCAGUGUCCUGAGUGUCUAGUCAAUGAAUGGGCUGGGACCUCUGCCAGCACUUCUUGCAACAAUGGUCAGGCAGGAAAUAUGCAGAGUUAUAUCUUUCCUGCAGUGAACCCACUGACAUCCAGCAUUACGUCCAGCCUGGCCUCCAGCGUAGGUUCUGACAGCUCAUCACCUACCACAUUAUCAACUAUGAAUGCAAAAGCAGCUCCUUUUUAUCCUGGCAGUAAUACUGUGGAAUCAGUCCUAGGUUCAGCACUCGAUCUGAAUUUCACUGAUGUUAAUGUUGCAUCACUAGAUAGAGGACUAGAAGACCAAGAAAACAGUGGUCAUGAUUUUACAUAUCAACGGAUCUUGGGAGGUUCAGCUCCAGUAAACAUUCCUGGCUCGUUGACCCGAUCUUCUCCACUCCAUUCCUCAUCAUCUUUAUCAGCUUCUCCUCUCAGUUCCCUUUCCCUGUCCCUACAGCAGUGCCAGGCUCAGGCCUUGGUGGUUAAACUUGAGAAAAGCCAACUAGGAACACCCACAUCCACUCAGACUUUGUCAAGUCUGAAUGGUGGAGCUGGUCAUAUCUGGGACUUGCUGAGUGGCAGCUUCUCGCCCAGUCCCUCUCCAGUCUUCAGCAGCCUGGCCUCCGCCAGUGCCGACCAGAGACAACUCCUACUUGAGCUGGAUGAAGCCAAAAGGAAAAUCAAACAAUGUGAGGAGGCUUGGCAUCAGAUCAAACAGGCCUGUCACGCCUGGCAGAAAGACGCACAGGAGGCAAAGGAACAAGCAAAGUCAGCUGAGGUCGAGCGACAGGUGGCAGAGCAAAGACGUAGAGACAUAGAACAUCAGCUGAAAGAGCUUCAAGCGGACUUUGACACGUUGUGUCGCUCACCAAGCACACCACUCCUACGCAGCUACGGGGAGUUGGACCUGCUCACACUGCCGAAACUUCUGUCCAUGCAGAAACAGCUGCGCAACGAUUUAGAUCUGAUAGAUGGGGUAAGACAGACGAGGUACCAAAAUGUGUAACUGUAAUGUGCAACUGAAAUGCUGUAGUGCACAUCUACGUUCAAGUUAGUGAAAUGAGUGCAUUUAAUCACACACACACACACACACACACACACACACAGAGUUGGUAUUUAAGGUUUUUAAGGGGUUUCUUAAACAGAAAGCACAAAGAGCUGUGACCUGAGCACACAUCAUGUUAUCCACAUGCAAUGAGCUGUGAGGGGAGAGUGCAGAGAAGCUUGUUUGCGUUCAGUUCUGUCCAAUGCCUUUACCCUCAGUCAGCAAUGUGUAAACUUAUAUGAAUACAUACAUAGUCAAGAUGACUAUGGGGUUAAGGGGAGAAAUGGACAGAGUGGCUGAUUUUCAGUUACACAAUUAGAAGUAAACUUUUUUUUCACCUCAUAAAUUAUUGUUUUGGUAUCUUCCACUUCUGUUGGAAACCUUGGUUAGUAACUAAAAGAGAUUGCUAACAUAACCAGGUACAUGGUUGAAAAGUCAGGCUUGUCCAAGCAGUCUGUCAGUUUCACGCCAUCAUCAUAUUCCUAUGAUGCUAACAGCAGAUCAUUUAAAUCCUGUAAGAUGCAAGGUGGAGCCACUACAGAGUGUUAGUCCACCACAUUGUACAGAUGCUCAUCCGGAUUCGGAUCCGGCCAAAUUUGAAAAUUACCAGACACAUUUUCUAGUGUAACAAACGCAAAUAUAACUUACACUUUGGGUUGACUAAAUCAGUUGGACUGUUUCAUGAACAGUAAUGAUUGUUAGGCAAAACCAAAAGAAAAAAAGGAAAACCAUUUCCUACGCUAUGUAGUAUCUCUUGCACCAUCUUAUUGAUUUCAGCACGCUUUACACGGGUACCCUAACCCAAGGGUACAAUGCAGGCAACUCUAGCCAGUGUAACCCAGCAGCAGUCUGUUUUUUGAUUGAUGUGGCUUAUGUGGGGCUUGGACUUCUUCAAGUGUGGCAUAGUUCAUAAAAACAGAAAUGACAACACCUUUUACUUCUAAUGUACUUUUCGCCAAAUCUCUACACGGUGUGAGAUUAACAAUAAAAAUAAAUGAACACAAA
Molecule: messenger RNA, 2547 nt
Organism: Clupea harengus (Atlantic herring)
Lineage: Eukaryota; Metazoa; Chordata; Actinopteri; Clupeiformes; Clupeidae
Gene: unkl
Product: putative E3 ubiquitin-protein ligase UNKL
Exons: 10
Coding region: 1-1503 (500 amino acids)
Molecular function (GO): metal ion binding
Source: RefSeq, a predicted model, not a curated record